AUGCUAAAGCAUCAAUUCAUUAGCUCCUGCCUUCUGCGCGCGCAACUGCCUGUGAUCGAUCGAUCGAUGGCGCCCAUCACCCACGACGACUACGUCUCCCUCUGCCUCAUGGCGCUCGCCGCCGCGGGGGGCGGAGGCCACGCUACUGCGGCUGCCAUGGCGGCAACGGCGCAGAACCCGGCGGCGGCUUGCUGGACGACGGCGGCGGCGCAGCACGAGUGCGAGCUCCGCUUCCGGUGCUCCGUCUGCGGCAAGGCGUUCGCGUCGCACCAGGCGCUGGGCGGGCACAAGGCCAGCCACCGGAAGCCGGCGCCGCGGGCCCUGCCGCAGGUGCAGGUGGCAUCGUCGUCGUCGUCUGCCGCCGGAGAAGCGGCGGCGUCGUCGGGCGGCGGGCACCGGUGCUCGGUGUGCCACCGGGGCUUCGCCACCGGGCAGGCGCUCGGCGGGCACAAGCGGUGCCACUACUGGGACGGGCUGUCGGUGUCUGUCACGGCGUCCGUGUCGGGGUCCGGGUCCAGCGUCAAGGACUUCGAUCUCAACUUGAUGCCGGCGGCGGCGGCCGCCGGAGCGAGGAGGUGGGGAGAGGAGGACGAGGUGCAGAGCCCCUUGCCGCUCAAGAAGAGGCGGCUGUCGUCGGGUCCGUCCUUGGACCUUAGUUUAACGAUUUAGUUAUUAUUAGCAGCAUAUACACAUGUUGAGUUUUUCUAAGGCGUUCUAGAUAUAGAGUUUGUGAUGAUGAUAGCCUCAUUCGUUAAUUGUUUAGUAGACUAGCUUCGUGCCGUAGUGAAUAAACUUGUAUUUUAUUUGUUUUGUCCUCACUAUUACUGCAUUUUUAUCUUGGAGAAGGAAUUAUUAGCGAUCCACCCCCUGA
Molecule: messenger RNA, 871 nt
Organism: Panicum virgatum (switchgrass)
Lineage: Eukaryota; Viridiplantae; Streptophyta; Magnoliopsida; Poales; Poaceae
Product: zinc finger protein 36-like
Exons: 2
Coding region: 1-669 (222 amino acids)
Molecular function (GO): DNA-binding transcription factor activity
Source: RefSeq, a predicted model, not a curated record